AUGGCGGAUCGGGCUUCCCAGAAGUCAAUCUUAUUGCUUCCGAAGCGUCCUGAAUACAGGAAACCGGUCACGGCCAAACCUUCGAGUAGCGUUCCCCCGACGACAAACGCCGAAACUAAAUCUCCCGCUACCGAAACCAGAUCUCCUGCCACCGUCGAAAAUGGGCUGGCGACAGGGCUGUUUUGCCCGUUAUGUUUUGGAGAUCUGUUUCAGUACUUGAUCAGUGAGGGAAGAGGUCUUGUGAUGUGUCCAAAUAAGAAGUGCCCCUACCCAUUCGAUCGUUCAAGGGAAGAACUGCAGGAACACUUCACAUUAGUGCCUAGGUUUACGUUUUCAGACAAGGAAAAAGGGGGCGAGGAAGGAAAAGGAAAAGAGCAAGAAGGCGGGAAGUGA
This is a messenger RNA of Morchella importuna, 393 nucleotides long. RefSeq lists its product as uncharacterized. Bases 1 to 393 code for a protein of 130 amino acids. The transcript is spliced from 3 exons. Lineage: Eukaryota; Fungi; Ascomycota; Pezizomycetes; Pezizales; Morchellaceae. The record is from RefSeq and is a predicted model, not a curated record.